AUGGCUUGCCCCCAAUCUCCAGCUUCUGAUGCUUCAUCGGAUCUGUAUGCAGAGGUAGAUACGUCGUCGCAGCGCAAUUUGCCUGAGCCUUUACGCCAGCACAUUGCUUCGCCAGCAUCCUUUCCGAUGUAUGAUGAUAGUCCUGUUCCACCCCCAGCACAGACAAAAGGCAAGCGUAGAUUUGGCGACGAGGACCACCAGCCCCAAGCACCGCUGAAGAAGCGCAAGCUUGUACUCACCCCAGAACGUUACUUCUCACCUGCAGUUCCACAAACCGCCAACCUACCUGCUGAAGUAUGGCAGUAUGUAUUCUUACAUCUUACUCCGGACAAUCUCAGUCGUUGCUUGCGUGUCAGUCGCCUGUUUCGCUCCUAUCUGACCGAUCUCACCGCAUCUAUGAGCAUACGCCUGCCACAUCGUCGCAAUGGCCUUAAACUCAUAGACAGCGAGGGCAUCUGGACCUCGGCGCGGAAAUUUUUUGCGCCAAACCUCCCCCGUCCCCUUGCUGGUUUUACCGAGAUGCACAUGUUUCAGCUUCUUGGGGGUAGGGAUUGUCAAGCCUGUGGUGCUUUCCCAUUGCAGCCCAACCAGCCGACCACUCCAUUCGAUGCUGGUCCUGGACUUGGCGGCGUGCGUAUCAUUUGGUCCUUCUCUGCUCGCCUCUGUUCUGAGUGCUUCGAGCUGUACUCUGUCAAGGAUGUUGACGUCGUCGUAUCUCCUGUUAAUCCAUUGAGAGCUGGUCUGCCGUAUGCCUUUUGCACACCCGAGAUGCAUUACAUUCCUGCUACAUUACAAGCCCAGGCUGCUGCUUCCAUCAAGGGCGCAAUGUUCAAGGUGUACUCACAGAAACACAUUGAUGAUCUUCAACAAGAACACCAGAAUGCUAUGGAGUUCGGCGAUGCUGCUGCCGAAGAAUGGGUCAAGGGAUUGCCGUUACUCGGGAAACAGCAGAUGGCUGAUGCCGCUCGCUGGGAGAGAUGGGAAUCCCAACUCACCCUCGGCUCCGAUAUUUUCACAGUGCUAAGGGAGUAUUUCCGUUCAUAUUCUGUUCCAAUGAUAGGUGAGGCUCCAGACGCUGUUGAAUUCGCUCCAGAGGCUGCAGUUGCAACCCCCACAGUGAGUGCAACGUCGCUACCAGCGCCUCCUUCAGCUCAAAUGAAACAUCCGCUACCAGCUCGAGUAGUUGCUGUCCCCACUGCGACUCAGCCUAUCGCCAACGCCCAAAGUCCGCAACAAUCGAGCAAAAAAGAGUGGCGCCCACCUCGUAAUCUGAAGGAGGUGAACGAAGCGAGAGCUUCUCGACGAGCCGACAUAGAACGACGCUGUUAUAUUGAAUUUCAGCCACCGCUCAUGCCGAAUGUCCUCCAACAUAUGGAGUCGUUCCAUGCUGCUAUGCAGAUUACUACUCCUUUGACUGACAGUGCGUGGGAAGUUCUGAAACCUCGUCUCUACACUCAAAGAGACGCCGCCGAGCAGAUCGAAUACUACCGAGAAGAACAAAUGCGUGCUCUUCAGGCGACAAUACCGGAUCCGGCGUACCCCAUGUACAGUCAGCCGGUUGACCCCACAGUUCUUCAGCGUCAAUAUGAAGCAGCUCAAGCUCCCAUACGAAAGAAGCUUGGCAUGUACGCAGAAGAUUUGAUCCGCAUAAAGUGGAAGAAAGGCAAGAUUCUGACGCGGGACAACUGUCCCGAGUUCGCUGUCGAAGUUCUUCUCUACGCCAGGAACAGAUUCCUUGAGGUCGAGAGGCCGCAUAACCUGCCACAAGAUCACAUGACUGAGGAAACCGACCCUUGGUUUGUGAGCUUGGAAAACAUGCGGUGGCUUUACGAUCAAAAAGUCAAGACAAAUACUGACAGGCAUUUGCGCGAGCUUUUCCACUGUGCCGAGUGCGGAUCACUUGGAAAGUCAUACGCCUUCGAAGGUAUGAUUCAACACUAUGGUGCAAAGCACACAACCGAGUUCAGCCGAGGCAAUAUUGUUGUGCAUUGGCAGAGUGCUGAAUGGCCAGAAGAGUGUCCUCUGGUACCUUGCAACGGCGCAACUCCCGAUCCGACCAUGCCUCCCAAACCGGCCAAGAAAGCCCCGGACGCUGUUGAGCUUAACCAGCACAAGUCAUUAGAAGCCAACAUGAACACAGCUCAAGACCCAUACCACAAUGUUCCGGGUUAUCAGAAUGGCUCACCGUGGCCCGCAGCGGGAGAUGGAAGUGCAUACGAUCUGUCUGGGUAUCCAGCUUAUUCGUCAGACGCCCAGGCGCAUUACGCUCGAUACGGCUACCCGUAUACUCAGACGGGUGCUCCAGCAGAUCCUCGCCAUUCACAUGGUUAUUACCCUCCUGCUGUUGAUCCUGGAAGCCUAUAUCAAGGUCAAGUCGACAGCAUCGCCAACAUUGGAAGCGAUAUUUGGGACACCACUGCUGGAAUCACAGGCUUGGAAGAAAGUGUCAGAGUUCAUACAGUACUGCAUCUUGUUGUUUCGAGAUUCAAAUCUCAGUUUGGCAGUGAACCUUCGCUAGAUAUGCUUAACGAUGCCCUCGUCAACCACUCUCUGAUGCGUCCCAUUAGGGAUGCAAGUGGAAUGGCCUGCAUGACCUGCAUAUCCAGCAAUCUCGACGGAUUCCUGGCCUUUAAACCCUACGCGAAACGCAUUGCAGACUAUAAGCUGUAUAACACCUCCUCAAUAAUCACACAUUUCAGGACGGUCCACCUGGGAAGCGACUCUGGACUAGACUGGAAAGAGGAUAUGAUCGAGUUGCCUGAAGAUGAUAACAUUCGACAGCUCCUGAUAGCUGUUGGAAUGAACGAUGAGAAACUUGGCAUGAUCGCCGAAGUCUUUCCCAAGCUUUUCCCCAACCCACUCCCAAAAAUUGGUGAGAUCAAGGAGACCUUCAAGCCACUUCCCAAAAAGGAGCCGAGAUCCCGCGCGAACCAGAAGAAGAAUAAGAAACAGAAAAAGAGCAGCGCACCUCAUCCUGCUACUCUAGCGCAAGGAGAGACCUCGGAAGAGCAGUCCGAUGCUCUACCAGAAGCCGCGGAGGACGAGUAUGAUCCUCGGCGUCCAGCUUUCAUUGAGCGCGGUGCCAAAGGCUUGGGUCAAGGUACAAAGAAGCCUCAUAAUGACAGUCAUCGUCAACAGCCAUCGGUUGAUCUCACACAACUUGCGCCAGAGACCCUGGAAGCUCUCAGUCGGUUGCGACCAUCCGAUCCAGAAGUGCAGAAGGCUCUCGCUGGUAGGACUGUAAGGAGUCCUUCCGUACCCAGAGCUAACGGCUCACAUCCUCCACCGGUGGACACCAGUCGACACAAUCGCGGGGCAUUCGAAGCCAACUUCGUGCCCGCUUAUCAGCCACAGCAAGCCCGAGAAGCCAACACACGCUCGAAUGGUCGACAUGAUCGUGCUGGCGAUGAUGAGCCAGCUGAGGACUACACUCAGAUCAUCCGUACUCCUGCCAGCGGGCCAUACGGCCAGCAUACCGCUGCGGGCCCUAUGCUCUCAGUUCCACCUCAAGAUCGAUAUGUCCGACUAGACUCCCGUGGUCAGCCAACGGAACGCCCGAGGUACGAAUCAGUCCCUUUUGGCUAUGAACACGAUCCGCGUGCAGGUCAACAAGAAUACUAUCCAGGUCCUGGGUUCAGGACAGAACACCCCCCUCCUGUCUCUUAUGCUUAUGAGCCAAGACCGGAGACAGUCUAUGUUGACCAAUACGGCCGACCCGUGGAAGUCGUGCGCGUAAUCGAGCGUCAUCCUCCUCCCAUGUACGAGUACCCUCCGCACCAACCCGAUUAUUACCAUCGAGAGGAGCCGCACGCGCGAUAUGUCUACUAUGAGCAGCCACCUCACGUUGCCCCUGCUGCACCGCAACCAGGAUAUGCAGGGCCACCCAGAGCAGACUAUGGACAACCGACUGGCCACCCAUCAAGAUACAUGUACGAUGAUGGAAGAGCGUCAGUCCCUCGCAAUUGA
Molecule: messenger RNA, 3966 nt
Organism: Aureobasidium subglaciale EXF-2481
Lineage: Eukaryota; Fungi; Ascomycota; Dothideomycetes; Dothideales; Saccotheciaceae
Exons: 3
Coding region: 1-3966 (1321 amino acids)
Molecular function (GO): protein binding
Source: RefSeq, a predicted model, not a curated record